AUGAUUGAGAUGGAAUAAAUGGCAGAUGUCAAUCACACCAAGAUUACUGUCAAAGAGUUCAUUCUCUUGGGGAUCACUGACCGUCCAGACCUGCAGAUCCCUCUCUUUGGUGUGUUCCUUCUGAUCUAUAUUAUCACUGUGAUAGGAAAUCUGGGGAUAAUUAUCUUAAUCAGGACUGAUACUCAUCUCCAUACUCCCAUGUACUUCUUCCUCAGCCACUUGGCUUUUGUUGACCUUUGUUAUUCCUCUGUCAUUGCCCCUAAAAUGUUGGCAAACUUUUUAGCAGCAAGGAAAACAAUAUCAUACAAUGCAUGUGCAGCACAGUUGGGCUGCUUCCUAACAUUCAUGAUCACAGAGUGUUUCCUCCUGGCAGUGAUGGCAUAUGACCGCUAUGUGGCCAUCUGUAACCCGCUGCUUUAUCAUGCCAUCAUGUCCCAGAGAGUGUGUGUCCAACUGAUAGCUGCCCCUUAUAUAUACAGCUUUGGUGUCGCUCUGUUCCACACAAUAGUGACAUUUCGUCUGUCCUUCUGCUCUGCUAAUGUGAUUAAUCAUUUCUACUGUGAUGACCUCCCACUGUUAGCACUUUCGUGUUCUGACACCACCACCAAACAGAUUCUCAUCUAUGCUUUUGCUGGGUUUGACGUGAUAUGCUCGCUUCUCAUUGUACUCAUCUCUUACAUUUUUAUCCUCUCUAACAUCCUCAGAAUACGUUCUGCUCAAAGUCGACAUAAAGUUUUUUCCACCUGUUCCUCUCAUCUGACAGCUGUUACCAUCUUCUAUGGAACUCUGAUGUUUAUGUAUUUGCAACCUAGAACUAACCACUCACUGGAGACUGAUAAAAUUGCUUCUGUCUUCUACACACUGGUGAUCCCCAUGCUGAAUCCUUUGAUAUACAGUCUAAGAAAUAAGGAAGUUAAGGAUGCUCUGAAGAGAUCAACAGAAAGAAUUGUUUUUGUUCUCAGAUGA
Euleptes europaea (tarantolino) is the source of this 966-nucleotide messenger RNA. Its product is annotated as olfactory receptor 1038-like. The record is from RefSeq and is a predicted model, not a curated record. Gene Ontology annotation, biological process: sensory perception of smell; G protein-coupled receptor signaling pathway. Gene Ontology annotation, cellular component: membrane. Lineage: Eukaryota; Metazoa; Chordata; Lepidosauria; Squamata; Sphaerodactylidae. Gene Ontology annotation, molecular function: G protein-coupled receptor activity; odorant binding; olfactory receptor activity. The transcript has a single exon. The coding region runs from base 19 to 966 and encodes 315 amino acids.